Molecule: messenger RNA, 567 nt
Organism: Brassicogethes aeneus
Lineage: Eukaryota; Metazoa; Arthropoda; Insecta; Coleoptera; Nitidulidae
Source: the annotation of a GenBank genome assembly
CCCAUUUAACGCUGUCUAACCUAACUUUCCAGUCGAAAUGUCGUCCUUUGCGAAUUUAAUAAUAACAAGGGGGAUUUCUACGAGUUGUGUGAGGCAUGGAAAAAGGAAUUUCAAGAAAUUUAGUCUGUUUAACAAACGUGGGUCACGGCAGUACAAGGAGGCGCAACGAAAUAACCCGGAACCUGAUAUUCCUAUAUACAAGAGAGGGUUGAGGGAUACUGGCUUCUACAAUGAAGGAAAAUAUGUGCAUGUACCUGAGAAAGUACCAGAAUUGAUUGUUCCAGAUUUAACGGGUUUUAAGUUGAAGCCCUAUGUUUCAUAUAAAACCCCAGAUGUGGUCCAAUCAGAAUUCACAGCUGAAGAUUUGUUUAAUGUUGUUUAUGCUCCAAAAAUAGCCCAAGAUUUAAAAGAGGGUAAAUUAAACAAUGAUGGAACUCCUUUAGAACCUUCAGCUGAGGAAAAAUUAACCAAAGAAGAUGCUUAUAAUAGAGCAAGACAAACUGGUUCAGAUAUAUUUUAGUUUUUGUUGAUUUAGUCUAGGUGUAAAUAAAACGAUUGUUAAAAUAA